UGGAGAGCAGGAAGAGAUACACUGGAGAGAGGAAGUCCCACUAUCCCUCUAUCCAUCACUCCAUCCAUCUCACUCUAGAUACAGUUGGCGUAUUCCUCUCGUGGUGCUGCAGGAUUUUGGUUUGGAUCCCACAGGACGUGAGGUCAGCAGAAGGGAUGGCACAAAAACUCUGAUGCAGCUGAUUUUUUGUGGGAAUAUGUGUCUGUGUCCUGCCUGGAAUACCGCUCUGCCCAAUAAUAAGGACUGAGGGUUCAUCAGGAAGUACCGUCACAUCAUUUUCCCCGACGCUUCUUUCAUGCCCAGAAGAGGAAGCGUGGAGGAGAGAAGUGGACAAUGGAACGAGUGGGAACAGGUUUAAGCGGCUUGGAGAAGGAGGUGUAAGAAUAUGGCGAGAUUUUGUUGUGAUUCCUGGUGUGCAGAAGUGACCUUUGACACAGGAGACAAGAGCUUUCUAGACACUCUUGUAAACUGCCGUAACAAGCGAAGCUGACAUCCAGUCAUCAACCAGACACUUUUAAUUCAUCAUCAGUCACUUAUUGACCUUGCUCUCUAGACUCAUGUCUCAAGGAAAUGGUUUGAAGCUUUUGACAGCAUGACAGAGAGAGUUAUUGGAGUGAUCUGUGGUGUCAUGCUGUUUUGAAGACUUCGGGGAAGUAUUUUAAUCUUCCUACAACCUACUUUUAAGCUGCCUCUCAUCUUUCUUUUAAAUUGGCUUCCUAUGUUCCUUGGCUCUACGUGGAAUUUUUUUCAAUCUUUUGUCUAGCAGGAAAGUAGCUUUCUACUUAAGUCUUUCCACUUAAAGACUGUGGGUUCUCAGCAGAAGAAUACGCCAAAUAAAGUUUUUAAAUCCAUGACCGCUUUUAGCAUGACUAUGUUUCUCUGUCACUGGAUGCUAACACUAAACUUUAUGGAUCCUUUACUUUUCCAAAGGAAGCUUCACGCUGCUAUAUGGUUUACUAUGAAUCAUUUCAUAUUUUAAGCCACUCACUGACAUCCUUAGAAAACUCUGGAUUGGUCAUCUGUAUUUUUGUGAAAUCUAUUUUACCAGGCAGCAUGCAGCAAUCGCUGGACUGAUGCAGAUCGGAGCAGCUGCAGGGAUGAACCGCUGGAGCAGGGAAAACACUGGGAAUGCCAGUAAAUCAGACAAAAGUGGGCCGCACACAGGGAGGCUGAUGAUGCUGAUGUGGAUUAUCCUCCACAGCUCCCUGUGCCUGAUGGUUGAUGGUCAGAUGAAGAUCCCACCAGAAACGGUGCAGCAAUGGGCUGUGUCAUUUGGUAAAGAACUAACUGCCUUGUCUGCCAGAUACUCUGGAGCCAAACUGCUACAAAAGAAAUACAAGGACAUUGAGGGUGUGGUGAAGAUAGAGGAGGUGGAUGGAAUGGAACUAGUAAAAAAGUUUGCUGAAGAGAUGGAGGAGAUGCUUGGGAGGAAGAUGAAAUCUGUCAAGCGGUUAGCUGAAGCUGCAGAGGAGGCUGAUUUUUACCACAUGUACAAUGAAACACUGGAGUUUGACUAUUAUAAUUCCAUGCUGAUCAAUACGGUGGAUGAGGAUGGGAAUCCUGUGCCGCUGGGUGGAGAAUUCACACUGGAGGAAAAUGAACACUUCAAUAAACUGCCAGUCAACACACAACAGAGUAACAUUCAAGUUCCUACCAAUGUCUACAACAGAGAUCCAGACAUUCUGAAUGGAGCUUAUAUGUCUGAGGCUCUGAAUGAUGUCUUCAUUGAUAACUUCCAGAAAGAUCCAACCCUGACUUGGCAAUACUUUGGCAGCUCUACAGGCUUCUUCAGGCUGUACCCAGGAAUCCAGUGGAUUCCAGAUGAGAAUGGUGUGGUUACCUUUGAUUGUAGAAACAGAAACUGGUACAUCCAAGCAGCCACUUCUCCUAAAGAUGUGAUAAUAGUGGUGGAUGUCAGUGGCAGUAUGAAGGGGCUGAGGCUGACUAUAGCUAAACACACCAUCAACACAAUUCUGGACACACUGGGAGAAAAUGACUUUGUUAACAUCAUAGCUUACAGUGACUAUGUUCGCUACGUGGAGCCUUGUUUCAAGGGCACACUGGUCCAAGCUGAUCUGGAUAACAGAGAGCAUUUCAAGCUUUUGGUUGAAGAGCUUCAUGUCAAAGGAGAGGGCAAAGUGAAAAAGGCAAUGAAGGAAUCUUUCAAGGUCCUUAAUGAGGCUACAGCAAUGGGCCAGGGAAGCCUGUGCAACCAAGCAAUCAUGCUGAUAACAGACGGAGCCAUGGAAGACUUCCAGGAUGUCUUUGAAGAGUUUAACUGGCCAGAGCGACGGGUACGAGUGUUCACGUAUUUGAUUGGACGAGAGAUGACAUUUGCUGAAAAUGUGAAAUGGAUUGCCUGUAACAACAAGGGCUACUAUACACACAUCUCCACACUGGCUGAUGUCCAGGAAAACGUCAUGGAGUAUCUCCAUGUUCUCAGUCGGCCAAUGGUCAUCAAUCAUGAUCAUGACAUCAUCUGGACAGAGGCCUAUAUGGACAGUGUGUUUCCAAACACAAUGGAGCUGUUCAACACUCAGGCCCAAAGCCUCCUAUUGAUGACGUCAGUAGCCAUGCCUGUGUUCAGCAAGAAGAAAGAGACCCUGUCUCAUGGGAUUCUGCUGGGCGUCGUAGGAACAGAUGUGGCACUGAGAGAACUCAUGAGAUUAGCUCCAAGAUACAAGCUUGGUGUCCAUGGUUAUGCCUACCUCAUCACCAACAACGGCUACAUCUUGUCUCACCCUGACCUGCGACCCCUGUAUAAAGAGGGCAAGAAACUGAAGCCAAAACCCAACUACAAUAGUGUUGAUCUGUCAGAAGUUGAAUGGGAGGACACUGAGGAGAUGCUGAGGACGGCUAUGGUUAAAGGAGAAACUGGAACCAUGUCCUUAGAUGUGAGGACUUCAGUCGAUAAGGGGAGGAGAGUGAUGUUUCUGAAGAAUGACUACUUCUACACAGUCAUCAAUGAAACACCAUUCAGUCUGGGUAUAGUGUUGUCGAGAGGAUACGGACAGUAUAUCUUCUUAGGAAAUGUCUCUGUUGAGGAGGGCCUUCAUGAUUUACUUGCUCCAGAUCUUACCAUAGCCAGUGAAUGGACUUACUGUGAGACAGACAUUGAUCCAGCUCAUCGAAAACUGACCCAGCUACAGGCUGUGGUGCGAUACCUCACCGGCAAAGAGCCUGACCUCGAGUGUGAUGUACAGUUGUUGCAGCAGACUCUAUUUGACGCUGUGGUCACAGCUCCUAUAGAAGCUUAUUGGACUGCCAUUAUGCUCAACACAUCUGGUAUGGACGAGGGGAUUGAAACAGCAUUCUUGGGGACCCGUUCAGGCUUGAUGAGAUUUCAGAGGUACACUGGUAUUGAGAAAAGAGUUGGCAGGUCUUUCCUGACCUCCGCAGACAAGGAGAAUAUGUUCACCUUGGAUCAUUUCCCAGUGUGGUACCGCAGAGCAGCUGAGUACCCGGCUGGACAGUUUCUGUACUACAUGCCUAGACAGGAGACUAGAGCAGGGAGGAUAGUGAUAGCAACCACUGCUGUCACUGUGACAGUGGGAAAGAAAACUGCCAUUGCUGGAGCUACUGGUGUCCAGAUGACUUUGGAGUUGAUGGAGUCCAGAUUCUGGGCUAUCACAGCUCAGCCAAAUGACACAGAUUGCUCAGAUGUCGAGGGGAUUUGUCCUUUACGCUGUGACAGCUAUGAUAUUGAGUGCUAUGUGAUUGACAAUAAUGGCUUUGUCCUCAUUUCUAAACGACGCAAUGAUGCAGGAAGGUUUUUUGGUGAGAUUGAUGGAUCAGUGAUGACCACACUGAUCAGGAUGGGCAUGUUCAAAAGGGUGUCCUUGUUCGACUACCAGGCCAUGUGUAAGAUGAACUCACACUCUGUCAGCAGUGCCCGACCACUUUUCAGUCCAUUCUACGGUUUGGCUUCCACCCUCAAGUGGUUCCUUUCCAACUUCCUACUGUUUCUCCUGGAGUUUAAUAUCUGUGGCCUCUGGCACACUGAACAUUUUGCUGACGCCAAGCCAUCUUUCAGUGUGUCUUCAGUUCAUAAGAAAAAAGGGGACAUCCUGCAGCCAUGUGACACAGAGUACCCAAGCUUCGUUUACGAGCCGUCAGUCAAAGAAACCAACAGCAUUAUUAAGUGUGGACGCUGCCAGAAGAUGUUUGUUGUGCAGCAGAUACCAGACAGCAACCUGCUGAUGUUGGUGGUGCAGGCCGACUGUGACUGCUCCAGACAAUACUCACCCAUCACUAUGGAGCCCAAAGAAGUCAAAUAUAACGCCUCAGUGAAGUGUGACAGGAUGAGGUCACAGAAGAUUCGGCGGCGUCCGGAGUCCUGCCAUGCUUAUCACCAACAGGAGAAUGCCGACGACUGUGGAGGAGCUUCUUCUAUAUUGCUCUCUACAUCACUCUUCAUGUUGUGUCUGUCCUCUUUGGCACUUAUCUCCUGAUGAUGGACAACAGUGCCGACAACAGAUUUUAUUCUAAACCUGAAAUCUGUCAGAACACUGGAUGCCAUGACUAGAUUUUUUAAGACUUUUUUUGCACUUUCGCUCAUUGCAACCACAAAUCCUUGUCACUCUUGAGAGAUCUUUUGAGUGGUCGAUGGCCAUUUGUUGCUUAACUCGAUGAAAUGAUUACAUCUGAACGGAAAACUACAAAGAACUCUAAUGGGCUGUUGCCAUGGAUACGUUUCCAAUAGUUUAUUUCUCUACACGUAUUUAGCAUCACAGAAACAAAGGAACUGAAGAGAUGUUGAUAUUUAUGACACUCAUUGAUAAAAGGGCACAAACAUGUAUCUCAUUUCUCACUAUAAUGAAUCCUGCUGACAUACAUGCAUUUUAUAUUUACACCACUGGAAAUGUGCAAAUCUCCACACGCACACAACAAAUGCUUUUUAUCAUGAUCUUUUCAUCUACAAACUAAAAAAAAUACCCUUUUCUAUAUGUUGGAUGGUAACAGCCACAGGAAGAAGGUGUUGAGUGUGUUGUUUUAUACAGCUGUUGAGGCAGAAUAAUAAUCAAACAAUCAAAACAGCUUUGAUUUGAGAGGGUCAUGAAAUUUGUAAGCUGCUUUCUUUUUUAAGUUUUUACAUUAUGUCCCCCAUAAUUGCUUCUGUGGCAGUUUUUUUAUUGUCUGUCUGCCUUUUUGGCUUUAUCACGUGUGUCUUUCUAUGUAUGUGUACAUACUGUAUUAUGUAAUGAUGUCCAUCUGGGUUUAUCACUGAGGAACCUAGAGGUUCCACUGUAAUUCCACAGGGUAAUCAACAUACUUUACACAUUCAGCUGUUUUUUACUGACACUUCUCAAUUUGCAAAUUGCUUCUAUAUGUUUUAUGAACAUCGUUUGUAGUCCUCAAAAGUUUAAUACUUGCCAAAACACUAAUGUUACAUUCUCAUCUUCCAUCCAUCAGUUUGUUUUUUUUUAUUUAACCCUUAUUUAACCAAGUUGGUCCCACUGAGAUGGGGGAUCUCUUUUACAAGGAAGACUUGGCCAAGACGGCAAUGAUACAGUCACAUCAUUACAGUUUUACAAUAAUAAAAGCAAUUUUCUGUGCCACUUAGUCCUCAUGAGGGUCAUGGGUGUGCCAGAGCCCCUCCUAUGGGCGAAGGCAGGGUUCACCUUGAAUGUGUCGCUCGUUCAUUACAGGAUGACAUAUACAGACAAAGAAUCAUUCCAUGACACAUUUACACCUAUGGGUGAUGUAGACUGACCAAUAACCUAUUAAGGUGCUUGUCUUUGGAUGGUGGGAGGAAGCUUGAGUACCUGGAGAGAACCCACACCGACACAGGGAGAACAUGCCAACUCCACACAGAACAGCCCACAGUGGUCAGCGCUGGAAUCAAAGCCUUCUUGCUGUGAGGCAAUAGUGCUAACCACUGCACCAUCGCGUCACCUCAUUCACUUGUCUUUUAUUUUGAUAUAUUUUCUGCAACCUGGAAUUCGGACAUAUGUCUGAGGCUUUAUUUUUCAAGCUUCAUGAUCUGCAAAUAUGAUUAUUUUGAAUAAAAAAUAGAUCUUAUAAUUGAAGUAUCAUAGAAGUGCUGAGAGAAAAACAGUCAUAAGAAAGAAAGCUGUAAUGUGUAAUUGCCUAAUUCUGAAACAUGACAUGUUAAUACAUGUAAUAUCAGUGUAAAUUAACAGUGUAAAUCUAAUAGUAUAUGGUAUUUUUCUAUACAUUUGCUGGUAUGUUUAAUAUACUGUUUUGCUCAGAGCUUGGGGUAUGAGGUACAGUAUACCUUUUUAAAGGUUUCACAGAAACAUCUCAAAAAGCAUGUGAUCACAGUUACUGAACUUUGAUGACAAUAUUGCCUGAGAUUUUUGCCUGUUAAUGUAAUAGACUCAGAUACGUUUUGUGAGUGGGUUUGCUUCAUUUUGUUCAAGGCUUUUGUCUUGCUGAGAUUGUGAGAACAAUUUCAUUAAUUUUCACUCUAUAAUUUCCAUGCAAUAUUCCAUAUAUUGUAUGGUCAAAGACUAUCCACUACAUGUUGAUUUUGAAACCAUGAUUUGUAAUAAGUAAAUUAAAGUUAUUUACAUGA
Molecule: messenger RNA, 6538 nt
Organism: Sphaeramia orbicularis (orbiculate cardinalfish)
Lineage: Eukaryota; Metazoa; Chordata; Actinopteri; Kurtiformes; Apogonidae
Gene: cacna2d4a
Product: calcium channel, voltage-dependent, alpha 2/delta subunit 4a
Exons: 41
Coding region: 1074-4451 (1125 amino acids)
Cellular component (GO): voltage-gated calcium channel complex
Molecular function (GO): voltage-gated calcium channel activity
Source: RefSeq, a predicted model, not a curated record